CGGGACUUGCAGUUAAGGCUCCUGCAGCUCCCACUCCGGGGGGACGUGAUGGAGCACAUCUGGAAGCUUCAGGACCUGUUCCAGAACCACUCCGAUUCUCUGCGCCUGCUGAUGAGCUCCCUGCAGAGGCUGGAGGGUAACGUGUGGAGCCUGGAGACCCAGGCCAGCCAGACAGAGCAGAGCAUCUCCCUCCUGCGGGACAGUAGCGGCCAGCAGCACGAGGCAGCCCAGAUGCAGCUCUACCACCUACAGGUGGAGCAUAACAGCAGCCAGCUGCUGCUCCAGCAUCACGCCAGGCUCUUGUCCGAGCUGGCCACCAGGGUGAGCAGUCUCGGGGAGGAGCUGGCCGAAAUGACCGGGGCCCUGGGCGGCAUCAACCAGAGUCUCUCCUACGAUGUGGCCAUCCACCACACUCAGCUCCGGGAUCUGCAGGUGCUGGUGAGCAACGCCAGCGAGGAUGCCCGGCGCAUGCGCAGGGUCCACAUCGGCAUGGAGCUGCAGCUCAGGCAGGAACUGGCCAUCCUCAAUAACGUUACGGAGGAGCUGCGACUCAAAGACUGGGAGCACUCGGUGGCCCUGAGGAACAUCACCCUCAUGAAAGGUACGGGCCUGCCCCGCCUCUGGAGGGUCUACCACUGA
Molecule: messenger RNA, 639 nt
Organism: Vombatus ursinus (common wombat)
Lineage: Eukaryota; Metazoa; Chordata; Mammalia; Diprotodontia; Vombatidae
Product: scavenger receptor class A member 5-like
Exons: 1
Source: RefSeq, a predicted model, not a curated record